Lacerta agilis (Sand lizard) is the source of this 1831-nucleotide messenger RNA. It is a transcript of the gene OAT, whose product is annotated as ornithine aminotransferase. Gene Ontology annotation, molecular function: identical protein binding; pyridoxal phosphate binding; L-ornithine transaminase activity. The record is from RefSeq and is a predicted model, not a curated record. Lineage: Eukaryota; Metazoa; Chordata; Lepidosauria; Squamata; Lacertidae. Gene Ontology annotation, cellular component: cytoplasm.
CGUACUCUAACAUGUUUUCUAACUGGCCCAUCGGCAGUGCGUUCGGUCGUUCUCUGUCGAGGCGUUCAUGCUUCAGUGAGUUCAGCUACGUCAGUUGCAACUAAGAACACGUCCAAGGCCCGCCAUCAUCCGACUACAUAUUUGAGCGUGAGGCCAAGUAUGGUGCACAUAACUACCACCCGCACCUUCCCUGUUGCUCUUGAAAAAGGAAAGGGUGUUUAUGUGUGGGAUGUAGAAGGCAGAAAAUACUUCGAUUUCUUAAGUGCUUACAGUGCUGUCAAUCAAGGCCAUUGUCACCCAAAGAUUGUAGCUGCUCUGAAAGCCCAGUGUGACAAACUUACCCUUACCUCAAGAGCAUUUUACAAUGAUGUACUUGGCGAAUACGAAGAGUAUAUCACAAAAAUGUUCAAAUACAACAAAGUGCUUCCAAUGAACACAGGUGUGGAGGCUGGAGAAACAGCGUGUAAACUGGCUCGCAAGUGGGCAUAUACAGUGAAAGGAAUUCCCAAAUACAAGGCAAAGAUACUAUUCGCAGCCGGCAACUUCUGGGGAAGAACGAUGUCUGCUAUCUCAAGUUCUACAGAUCCUUCCAGUUAUGAUGGGUUUGGACCAUUUAUGCCAGGGUUUGAAAUAAUUCCAUACAAUGACUUGCCAGCUCUUGAGCGUGCACUUCAAGAUCCAAAUGUAGCAGCUUUCAUGGUGGAACCAAUUCAAGGGGAAGCUGGUGUCGUUGUUCCUGAUAAAGGUUACCUCACAGGUGUGCGAGAGCUUUGCACAAAGAAUAAUGUUCUCUUUAUCGCUGAUGAAAUUCAGACUGGGUUGGCAAGGACUGGGAAAAUGUUGGCUGUCGAUCAUGAAAAUGUUAGACCAGAUAUGAUCCUGCUCGGAAAGGCCCUGUCUGGAGGUCUUUAUCCCGUUUCAGCGGUACUAUGUGAUGAUGAAAUCAUGCUCUCCAUUAAACCUGGAGAACAUGGUUAGUAUGGAGGGAACCCAUUGGCUUGCCGGGUGGCCAUAGCAGCACUCGAGGUAAUUGAAGAAGAAAAGUUAGUUAAGAAUUCAGAAAUCAUGGGCAACUUAUUGAGGAAUGAGCUUAUGAAAACUCCGUCAGAUAUUGUGGCUUGUGUCAGAGGAAAAGGAUUAUUAAAUGCUAUUGUUAUUCGUGAAACGAAAGACUACGAUGCCUGGAAAGUGUGUCUGCGACUCCGUGACAAUGGACUGCUGGCAAAACCAACACAUGGUGAUAUCAUCCGAUUGGCUCCCCCGCUGGUGAUCAAGGAGGAUGAGAUUAGAGAAUGCAUUGAAAUUAUCCACAAAACCAUUUUAUCUUUCUAAAGGCACAGUGUUCAAUGUCUGCCUUCAACUUUGAUUCCAUAACGCUACUACAAAAGCAUUAUUCUUGAACCCUGCCCCCUUUCAAGUUCAAUAUUUUUCAUCCAAAUAUUCCCAUUGGUUUGAAAACCAAAAGCCUUCUAAAAUCAAGUAGUUUUAAUUUUUUUAAAAAAUAAUGGACCUGGGGGGGGGGGGAAGCAAAUGCCUAAAAUUGUUUUUGCUUUAUUGUGACUUUGGCUAUGUCUCCUUUUACAUGUCAGCAAAAAUAUAAAUUAUAUGAAACUGUUGUAGCAAAUGCUAACAUCUUAAGAAGCUAUUUAAAAAAUCCCAAACAUUUCAAACUUUUUCUUUUACCAUUUGCUCCUGUAUGGAGGACUGAAAUCUUGCUGUUGGUGCUAAUGAUUGUAUCCCGACAGGAAAUCCUAGCUUCAGAGGAUCAAGAACAGUAGAAUCUCUCACCUUUUUGAAAUCUGUAUUGGUUCAUAAAGGUAGCUCAAAUGGA